Gilbertella persicaria is the source of this 411-nucleotide messenger RNA. RefSeq lists its product as uncharacterized. The record is from RefSeq and is a predicted model, not a curated record. The annotation marks the transcript as partial. The transcript has a single exon. NCBI's taxonomy places the organism in Eukaryota, Fungi, Mucoromycota, Mucoromycetes, Mucorales, Choanephoraceae.
CAGAACGGCAUUGUUUACGAAGAAGCCAAUAUUAGGCUCUUACCAUGUAAGGCAUUGGAAGGUGAGGGCAAAGUGAUACAAUUAAAUUUGUCCGACAUUCCCUUUUUGCCCAAAGACGAUAUACUCAGCGGACUCACCCAAACUUUACAACAUUACGGCACGGUUCUAGACGUCGGUCUUAAAUAUGAUGCAACAUGGCGAGUGUUCAUGGGUGCCGGAUAUGCAUUGAUUCAACAGACUCCUGAAAAGAGUUACCCACAGUUAUCUCAUACUUUAACAUGGGAAGAGGGAGGCUAUUUUUGCCAUGCUACGUUCCCCGACAUGCCCACUUGGUGCAGAUACUGUCAUGCUGAAGGACACACGAAAUAUGCUUGUCCUAAAGCUCUCGCUAGUAUUACGUGUUACUCUUGC